Molecule: messenger RNA, 2118 nt
Organism: Phanerochaete carnosa HHB-10118-sp
Lineage: Eukaryota; Fungi; Basidiomycota; Agaricomycetes; Polyporales; Phanerochaetaceae
Exons: 9
Coding region: 1-2118 (705 amino acids)
Biological process (GO): transmembrane transport
Molecular function (GO): ATP hydrolysis activity; ATPase-coupled lipid transmembrane transporter activity; ATP binding
Source: RefSeq, a predicted model, not a curated record
AUGCUCCCCGCCCUCGACAAGCCCACCCGUCGCGUUGGCAACAAACUCCCGGGCGCGAACUCAGACUCUUCCGAAGUCUCUGACAAAGCCCUCUACGACGCCUGGCUCGCCUCUCGGGCCGUUCCUGCCUCCAAAGCCAUCCUCCUAACUCCCGGCGCCCAGCGCUCGCCAUCACGCGAGAAUGCUGCGCUAGCGGUCCGCAUCGCUCGUCGCUCCUCCCUCGGCGUCCUCUCCCUCCUCUGGCAGCUCUACCCCUCGCGCAUCCUCCUCCUCGUCGCCAUGGACCUCUGCCGAGGCGCGUUUCCCGUCUUCAGGGGUUAUUCCCAGGCCAUGAUCAUCAACGAGGUUCAGUCCGUGAUCUCGUCCGGUAAUUUCGUCUGCACGAGACUCUGCCGACUUAUCGCCACUGAAUUGCUACGGCUCGCUCUCGAAAGCGGCUUCGAUUCGUUCGCGUCUGCAAACGAGGAGGUCGUCCAGAGCUCCGCCAGGUUUGCUCUCGAGUACCGUCUCAUGGAGCAGCGGGUCCGGAUGGACGUGCCCACCUUGGCGGAUCCCAACGUGCGGGACUUGUUCCAAGAGUCUGACCUCUUCGUCCGUUCCUUCAGCGGCGUCGCCAACUUUGGCCUCUUCUCUCCCCUUGAUCUCCUACGGAUAUUGACUCUUCUGUCCGAGAUGCUGUCUCACCUCUUCGUUCUCUGGACCCUCACAACAGACCGCACACAUCUCUCCUUGCUCGCUUUUUCCAUCAUCUCGUACAUUGUACCGCUAUUAAUAUCGUGGUGGAGACAGUACCCCGAGUACACGGAUGACAUCCAAGAUAUCAGGGCCGCUCGCGCCACCGCAAAGCAGAACAAAAUGCGGGCGAUGGCGCACAGUGACGCCUACCGCUCCGAGAUCGUCCUCUUCGGUCUCGGACCUUGGAUCCUCGACAACUGGGCGAGGGCACGGAUGGCCACCCUCGGCCUGGAUCAGCCACGGUCGUUUCCGGCCGAAAACAGCACAUUCAACGUCCUGACGUCCAACAUCAAUGCUUCCGGCCUGCUCAUGGCUCUCCAAAACAUGCCCGUCCUCCUGGCGAUGCAAUCUUCCUCUGCCUCGCUGGGAUCGUUCACCCUCUAUCGCAACUCUAUCCAGUCGAUCGUCUUCAGCAUUCAGCAGCUGUCCCAGCUAUCGCGGAUGGCCUUCCAGAGCAUCUUUCUCAUGGGCGCAUUCUCCGCGGCGCUGCAAGUCCGACCCCGGCUCCAGCCUAGCCCAGAGGUUAAGCUUGCGUACCCGAGCAGUGGCAACGGGAUGAAGAUAGAAGCAAGGAACAUAUCGUUUUCGUACCCAGGCAGUCACGAGCCUGCGGUCCGCAACGUGAGCUUCACGCUCAACCCCGGCGAGACCCUCGCCAUCGUCGGCUACAACGGCUCAGGCAAGUCGACGCUCGCGAACAUCCUGCUGCGCGUCACCGGCUUCGACGAGGGCGAGCUGCUCGUGAACGGGCACGACGUCCGGCGGUACGACGCCGCCGAGUACCACCGGCACCUCACCGCCGUCUUCCAGGGCUUCUCCAAGUUCGACGCCUCCGUCCGCCAGAACGUCGGCGUCGGCUACUUUCCCGACAUGCAGCACCCCGCCGCCGUCGCCCGCGCCGUCAAGCUCGCCGGCGCAGACCCCGUCGUCGCCGCGCUGCCCCAGGGCCUCAAGACGCGCCUCGACGCCUCAGGAGCCGGCGCGUCGCUUCCACACUUUGCGGCGGCAGACCAGGGUCACCGUGCCAGUCCCCGCGGCCGUCCGCAAGGGCUGUCUGGCGGCGAGUGGCAGCGGAUCGCCAUCUCGCGCGCCUUCAUGCGUGCGCAGCGGCCCGAGGUCGAGCUGCUGCUCCUGGACGAACCCACCGCCUCGCUGGACGCGCAUGCCCAGAACCGCGUGUUCGAGACCGUCGACGAGCUCGCGCGCUCGGACGCGGGCGAGCGGACGAAGACGGUCGUCUUCAUCACCCACCGGCUGUCCACCGCGCGCCGGGCGGACAAGAUCGCCAUGAUGGAGCGCGGGACGAUCAUCGAGUUCGGCACCCACGAAGAGCUCCUGGCCGCCGGCGGGGCGUAUGCGUCUCUUUACAAGGCGUCCAUAUAG